GAUUGUAUAUCGAAUAAUGGUAAAAGACACUCAUAUGGAACGAAACGCUACCGUCAAGCAACUAGCGUUGUAAAGAAAAUAUGGAAUACUGAAGCUGAAGAGUUUGUAUCUUGUCCGUUAAGUUAAAAUAUGGAUAUUCCAGCUGAUGACCACUUAGUUGGGUUGGGAUUUGAUGUGGAUGCGUCGGUUGUAAAUAAGAAGAGAAAAUUCAAAUCGUCAAAAGCUAAACAGUAUAGGUUAUCUCAUGACAUCAAAGUUUCAGCAAUAAACAAGCAGAGCAAAAUACCUCGGCCCAUCUAUUCAUUUGGGAGCAAAUCCUGUCAAAUUAGUGACCUGAUUUUACAUAACUUGUCCGGGCUAGGAUACAAAACCCCAACACCCAUACAAUCCCAAAGCAUUCCGAUUAUGAUGCAGCACCGUAACCUACUUGCAUGUGCACCAACGGGUUCCGGGAAAACAGCAGCUUAUCUUCUCCCAGUGCUCACUCAGUUGCUACGUACAAAUUCCUCUGGAAAUUCCGAGCCCAUUGACAAUAUAACUGAGAAGACAUCAUCGAAACAUAAGAUAUUCCCAUUUGCUGUGAUCUUGGCUCCAACUCAGGAACUAAUGCAUCAAAUUCGUUCCGAGGCUAUUAGGCUAUUUUCUGGAAUCCAAGCAGACUGUUAUAUAGCUGCGUUGCACAAAAAGCAUUAUCUUGUUCGUUGCAGAAAGAAGGCAAAGAACGUUUCUGAAAAUGAUGUUUUAACAACGAAAUCAAGAAAAGUUCGUGAAUUAAAAUUACACUCAAGCACUAAAAUCCUCAUUUCUACCCCUAGUCGAUUAAGUACUCUAUUGUCUCUUCCAUCAGAACACUGUCCCAUUGAUUUAUCCAGAUUGUCUUGGCUUGUAGUAGAUGAAUGCGAUAAAAUGCUAGAAGUCAAUUUUAACGAUAUAUCUUUUUCUAACACUGAACAUGGUAACAAGGCAAAAUACCGACCUCGAGGAUUUCAUAAUCAAGUUGCGCCUAUUUUUGAAUCUAUUCAGAAAGUAAACCUCACUGGACAAUCAACUAAGAGACCCACAGUCGCUUUAUUUUCGGCUACUGUUCCUGAUGAAGUCGUUUCAUGGGCACGAAAUCAGCUACCUGUCCUCUUAAAAUUGGACGGUCCGGAAUAUGAGUUAAUUCAGUUACGAGUAGGUAUCCGAAAUGCUGCUGUUUCUACUGUCAAACAAGAGUUACGUUAUUGUGCUACAGAACAGGGAAAACUGUUAGAGAUGCGUUAUCUACUGGCUAAUGGACUAGCUUAUCCAUGUUUAAUUUUUAUGCAGUCUCGAGAUAGAGCCAAUGAAAUUCUUAAGGAAAUCCUUUUGUCUGAUGCAGAUAUUCUUGCGAAUGUUAUUUCAAGUGACAAAACAGAAGCACAACGUGCCAGUGUGAUUCGCGCUUUCCGUGAGGGACAGCUUCAUGUUCUCAUUUGUACGGAUCUAUUGGGUCGUGGAAUAGACUUUAAAGGUGUCAGUAUGGUAGUCAAUUACGAUGUUCCUCCGCUAAAACAAGAAUAUAUACAUCGCGUCGGUCGAACUGGCCGAGCUGGUCACCAUGGACGGGCUAUUACCUUGUGGACUGAUUCUGAUCUCCCGCAUAUGGAUGGGAUAUUAUCUGUGAUGAAAAGAAGUGGUUCUGAAGUCGAUGAAGAACUCGAAAGACUUGUGAAUGAAUGGAAGAAACGGCGGAUAAAUCUUAUGUGUAAGCAAUCAAGGGCUGAUAGGAAACAACUUCUAGACAGUUCGAUUAGUCGUCGGCGUGGUGAAAGACGCCUUGCUUAUAAGGUGCUUAAAGACUGCAACAAAGAAAAGAAUGCAGAAAAUGUUGAUAUUCACGAUAAGAGCUCGUGGUUUAGGCCAUGGAAUCCUUACAGAGGUCGUAUAAGUGAAGUACCCGGUGCGCUGAGCAAAAAACGCAAGAUUGAAUAGUAUAUUUGUAAUAUGAAAUUAAUUUCCUUAAUCAUCCUAUUCAAAGAUAAAUUUUCCAUAAACUACAUUAUUUUCAUGCAUGAGAAGAUGAGAGAACAUGACAAAGUUUAAAAAUUUGUCGAUGAGUUAUGGGAGAAAACAAGGGAGUUACGUAGUACAAAUAAAUAGUUUAUAAAGACUUGGUAACAUGCCUUACAAAAUUAUAACUAAUUUUUGUGAAUAGGAUCUAUCUGAAUGAAAGGAUGAAAUAAGUUUGAAGUAAUCUACUUCACAAUGUAAUCACAGAUCGAAUUAAAGGCUUUCCAAAACGUAAUUCUUCAGAAAGUAUACGUUCCAUUUCUUCUUUGUAAGUGUAGCUUGGGGGAACCCAACAAUAUUUCUUUCGUUUUUUGUGAGGUGUAGAUUUGUUCUUUACAUGUUCAUCAGUUGUUGAUUCGUUAUCUACAGAUGCACUUGUAUUUUGAAUUUCAUUGAUUUGGGUAUCUUCAUCCUCGUUACUAUGUUCACAACCAGUAGAGGUUCCAAUAAUAGUAUUACUAACACCAUUUAAAAAGCGGCAAAAAUCGAUUCGUAGAUAAGGUGGAUUACUGUUGUGGUUUUCUGUUGCAGUCCCGUCAGAACCUCCAGUUUCUGCAUCUCUAUUUAAAAAGCAAAGGUUAGAAUUAUUCAUAAGUUAAGUCAACUAAGCACAUGGAUUUUUGCCAACUGUUCAUUUUACCCAUAAAAAUAUUUCAGUGAAUAAGAUCAACCUUGAAGAAUAGUGUAUAUUUACCAGGAAGUUGUUGUAUUUGUAUUUCCAGUGUAGAUUCUCAGUUUGAUGAUAAGCUGAAAAUUAAAUGAGUGGUGUGUGAGUCCGAAAACGGCAUUACUUUAUUCCGUGGAGGUUCAAAAGACUCAAUGAAUCUUAUUCAUAAAAUGUAUGAGUACGGUAACAAAAACCAGCGGGUAUAUCGCACUGAAAUUUGCUAUAUCGCAUUAUAGGUACCAAGACAAAGGGAUCAGAUUAUCAGAUGAUGGACAGACAUUCGAACGACUAGGUUAAUACUUUAAUGUCUUAUUCAAGUACAUGAAAAUGAGUGAAACACGAAACUAAAUGGGCGUUGUGUUUUGAUGCAAGGUAAGGUGUGAAAAUGACUAGUUGCAUUUAAUGUCGAGGGGUCAAAACAUGCUUCCUACUCACUAUGAUCUAUUCUCAUAACGAUUACCUAAGAUAAUUCAAAUAGAAUAGUUCAGCAUUAGCGAUUUGACUUUUAAAGUUCCCUGUAAGUUGUUUAUUUAUCUAUUACUUACUUACUGGAGCCUGGUAGAGUAGCAGAGGCCACCCACCAACAUUCCUUGACAAACUCUGUCCUAGGAAAUCCUUCCCAGUUGCUAUUCUUUUUUUUAUAUCCGCCUUUAAUUCCCGACGCAAUAUAUCCCUUGGUUUUCGUCUUUACAUUUUCCCGUCAGGACUGAGUAUCUUGCGUAGGUAAUUGUUUAAAUAUACUUGUACUCUUUUAAUGACGGUUGUGGUAGUUCUCGAAGCUUCGGCUCCGUACACUAGAACUGUCUCGAAGUUCGUAUGGGAGAUCCUGACCUUAGUGUUGGCUGACAUUUGUUUUGAGUUCCAUAUGUUCUUCAACUGUAGGAGUGCUGCCCUUACGUCUGGAUUAGAUCCUCUUUUUUCGUCGAUGAUGCUGAUCACGUACGUGGAAAUUUCCACAUCUUCCAGAGCUUCUCGAUCAAGUGUGAUUGGAUUGGUGUUCUCUGUGUUGUAUUUGGAGAUCUUGGUUUAUCCCUUAUGCAUGUUGAGGCUUACUGCUGCAGAGGCUGCUGCUACACCAGUUGUCUUCACCUGCAUCUGUUGGUGUAUAUGGGAUAGAAGAGCUGGGUCAUCUGCGAACUCUGUUGAAAAAUUUCCUGGUACUGAUAGUAGUGUGAUUCCUCUGUAAUUCCAGUAACCCUAGAAGAACUACAGGCGGAGUUCUAUAUAUCUUCGGCUGAGCAAAUGUUUUAUUAAAAAUAGCUGCUGAACGAAAGCAGCUUUUAGUUAGUUUAUCUCAUUAAACUACAGGAUAUAUUUACUAAAAACUAGUCAUAACCGUGGAUGAUUAUUUAAGAAAGUACUACUCACUUACAAAGCUUCAUCUCCAGUUGUAUCAUUUUGCACAUCAUUUGAAUUUGUUCUGUUUGAGUUGGUAUCUUCAGUAGGUGAAUUUUGAUUUGAAACUUGUGAUCUGUCGUGGCCUAUCUCAGCGUGAUUUAUCAAAUAGUGCCUGUACAUUCCCAAAAGGAAGUGUAAAGAAAAGCAUGUAAGCAUUAUUCAAAUUUACUACAAGUGGUUCAUAUAAAUAAACACAUGCACGAUAUAUCAUUUACAAAACUAAAUUUUCAUUCAACAAGAAAAUAUUGUUAAAUAAUAAUUCAUGCUAACCUUGGUAGUGUCAAUGAAUUUCAUCCAACUUUUAUUGUUUCAAAUGCUCCACUAGUAUUCCUAUUUCGGAUUUCACUACCUAUUGAAUUUGGGAUUUUUUUGAUUAUCAGUAUAAUCGAUUUAAAUUUGAACCGAAAAUCGGUUACAAAUCCAGUUAAAACGUGACACCAAGCACGCUAUGCUGUAGUGUAUAGUCGUGUACAAACAUGUGAAAUUGAUGACUCAGUACAUAUAUUUUUGAGGGUUAAUAAAAAUAAAUGACCAUUUAUGUUUUGUUAGAUAAGUUUAAAUUUGAACUGCAUCCUUUCGAUAUAUAUAAACUUUUGAUAUCCAUCGUGCAUUACAAUAAUCUCAGUAACUAUUCUGAAUCUAAUAUGGGAGAACGACGCUAACAGUACAAUAAUGAACAGCGGUUCCGAAAUACUGACGUAUGGUAACUUGCUACCCUUGAUUUAUUUUGAAUCGAACUAGUGAAUGAGUGACUGUUCUAUCAUGAGGUCUACUUCUUGCGUGUAACGUAUUCAAAAUAAUAAACCGUAAUUAUUCAGGGAGUUUUUUCGAAAGAAAAAUCAAAUGUUUUGUAGAUUUAUCACAAUACACUUAAAUCUGAUCGUACACCCAAUAAAUACGAAACUCGGCAUUUCCAAAACAUCAUACACUUAAAAACCACAUGUUUAGGUUAGACGAACAAUAAGAUAAAGAUUCAAACAGUAAGAUAUUUCUUGUUUAGAAACAGAUAAAUUCAGUUUUAUAGAUCAUAAUUCUGUUUCUUUAGUGAGCUAAAAAUAAUCCCAAGAAAGUAAAACACUCGAAGUUACUGAAAAAAUAGGUAGUUCUACGUCGUUAAUAAAAUUUAUAAACCAUAUUUUUAAUAAUGAACGUCGGAUUUGAGUUUAUUCAUUGAAGGACGAGGUGCCAAAUUUGGAUACAAUUAUUGUAAUUUUCUUUCUAUAUUUCUACAGCGAAAAACUUCUGUUAUAUUUGUUCUUGAUACACACACCCAUCCCCUCAACUGGGGUAUGGUCAACUAACCGUAGCUGCUAUGUUAAUGUAGUAGUUGGGUCCACUUAGUCAAAUAUCAUGGGAGCUACAUAUAUCUUAAAUAUACUAACCAUCAAACAAAGAAGAGCGGAUGGGACGAAAGCGACAAAUGUAAUUCUUGAUGACAAGCUAAUAUUGCUAGCUGAAGCGGGAUAUAUCUGCUAAAAGCCAUACAAUGUCGAUAAGCACAAUCCUCAAUCAUACAACUUUACUGUUAAAUGGAUGAAAAUACGUCAUCCACGAAUACUAUGGUAUCCAGUCAGUUCCAAAGAAACUUUGCUUUAGGGGGUAGGAAAACAAUUUUGGAUCAAUAAAAGCCAUCCACUUAGCAAAUUCGGUUUUUAGCUUUUAGAAAAAAAGUCAUACGUUAGCAAUAUAUGAAGCAAGCAAAAUAGCUGUAAACAUUUUUGUUUAAAAGUACAUAGGAUAUAAUGAGUUAGACGAGAGAAAUCAAACUAUGUCAAAAAAGUUCUUAUAGGACACAAAAUUUGUAUCAAUCUCCUUAUAUAUUAUUCUUUCUCUCUCAGGGAAACGCAAAAUGCUUAUAAUAAAAUUCGAUUCAUUUUAAACAUUCCACCUCUUGUCAAAUUUAGUAUUGCUAUAAAAAGAUAGUGCGUAAGGACAAAUGCAACACAUACAGAUAGGCUAAACGUCUAUGAUUGCCAUGCAUAUAACCAAAUAUGCAUUUAGAAAAAAGAGUAAAAUAUCAUGCAAAUAAUAAAGAAAAUUGUAUUAAUUAACAGAGGUUUAUAAAAAUUAAUUUUCAAUAAAUAUGUACGCGUAUAUACAGAAAUUCGAAUCACAAACGUAUGUUACACGAUAUUUUAUGACAUUCAUGUUAUGCUAGUAGGUAACCAGAUUCUACUGGAGAGUUUUGUCGGUUCUAUCAAUAGGAUGAAUCGACAGCGUGUUAGUCUGGUAGUCUUCAAUAGUAAUUGACAAGAAACCCUAUACGACCUAGGGAUCGUAAGUGUUGUUAUAAACUGGUAAAGAAGAAAACCUCAAUAGUUGAAAUCAUGAGUCACUUGAAGCUAGAUCACCAUGGAAAACCUGGAAACACUGGACGGCCGUUUCGUCCUAGUAUGGGACUCCUCGAGAUUCGAAGCCAGGACCUACCAGUUUCACGCGCGAGUGCUUAACCCCUUCCGAUAAAGAGGAAGACGCUAAAAAAUGUUAUACUUUCUCGAAAAUUAGAACCUAUUGCUGUCUAAUCUGUAGACAAAAUGUUUGAUCUAAAUAAUGUCAUUGACUAUUUGUCAAUGAUUGAUAUCAUGUUCUCUUGACUUAGUAUUAAGAUUUUUAACACCAUAUACUUCUUAACUCUAAAUUACUCUAGUGAGAUUAAGUUAUUGCACACAGAAUAUUUAAAUGUAUUGAAAAUAGCUUAUUUACAGCUUCAAGAAAUCCUCUUGGGAUUGUUUCAUUAGAUGAUUUAAACUGUAAUUGAUUAUACUUACUGUAAACAGAAAUCUUAUGUAUCAUAAAAGGGAUGGAUUAUAUAAAAACAUAAAUAUAUGAAUUGGUAAUAUGAGUAAGGAAAUAUGGCGCAGGAUUAACAAUGAAACCAUAAUAUUAACUAAUGUAGUAGUCAAUCCAUGAAAUAUUAAUGAUAAGAACCAUAACUAAUAUUUAACAGUAUCUCCAAGAGGAAAUGCAAUGUUAUGAUCAGAUUUAAAACAAACAAACACUAUGAAGUGAUGGCUUCACCCUCGCGUAAAAAACUUUCAGACCAUUUUAAAGCAUGUAUGUACGCAUGAAGUGACCUCCUUAAUCGAGAUGGGAUUAAGAAAUACUAGUGAAAACUUUUCUUAGAAAAGACAAAAAAAUACCAUGAUAUAUAAACCCAACACUAAUUCUUCAAGGUACUAAUGUUAUCUAGUUUGCAAGUAAGUAAUGUAUUUGGUACUCGAUACGAUCAUCUGUUGAGAAACAAUAUACACUUAUCAUUUUUUUCACUUACAUAUUCUGUAAAAAGUGAUUGAAUAUUACGUUAAAUGAUAGAUGAUAUUCGAAUAUAAAAGACUGUUUGUAUUGGGAUUAGAAUUAUUCUGACAGUGUAUUACCCUCUCUUUGAACAUGGUGUUAAGAUGGAAAAUGAAUCACAAUCAGCAUUACGUUCUUUUUAUACGGAAUAGAUGGAAUGUGCCCAUUAUUGGAAUCCAGGACGGACGUUUUAUCCUAUUUGGGACUCGUCAGUUAGAUGUGCCAGUAACCCAAAUUUGAUGUUCACUCCGGGACUCAAACCCGUUGCACAAGUGAGUGGUUAUCUGGACUCAAUAGUUAAGUGGAUAACGCGGUGGUGUAUAAACCAAGAUGUACUGGAAUCAAGACCCGGAAUGAGCAUGAACUUUAGGAUGCAGAUAAAUCCAGCUGACAAGUCCUAAAUAGGACGGAAUGCGCGCCUUAAUUCCAAUGUUAACCACAUCCCAUCUAUUCUAUAUCAACUUGUGUCAUAAUAGGUAUGUCGAGGCAAUCCCUACAUGUCAAGUUUCAAACAAAAAUAUCAACAGUGGGAUCGUUCAAAUCAUUUCAAAUUAACUUCUUCAUCUGAAAAAAUCGAUAACCCAUACGAAAAAUACGCUCUUCAAUUUAAGUUUAGGUAGAAGGAUAUUCAACUUACGUUUAAAUUGGUUUGAAUAUCAUACGGUUGUCCACAAAAUAUAGAAUAACAGUCAAUCAUACUUUCCAAGGUAAAAUGUAUACACUAGUAUGUAAAUAUUUGUUCUCAAUAUCUUUCUUUGAACGGAGUAAGCACAUGAAUGUCACCUCAACCUGUAACUAGCAGAUCUUACUAAUCGAAAUGAUCGAUAUUAUUCAGGUAUGAGUGAACAACUAGAAACGAAAUUAAAUUAUACAACUGCAGUUAUAAAGCAUUUUGGUUAGCUCGAUGAGGAUGGCAUAAAUACAUAAAUUAGUCAUAAACUAUUUGUCGUACAAUCUACCGCCAAAUCCAUGUACUAUGAGUUCUGACCACUAACCAGAUCUUAAUUCUACUGCAAAUAAUGCGCUUUGCAAGUCAAGUUUAUGAAGCAUUUGAAUCACAUCUCGUUUUUGCUAUUCAAUCAGAACAGAAGAUUGAAUAUUACUGGCCUACAAAUGCACUGAAAACGCCUGAAAUUAUUACAAUCAACAUUUCUAGUUUAAGAUUAUAGCAUCAGCAUAAAACAGAUUGCUACCUAUCAAAGUGAAUAGAUAUUUAUUUUGAGCAAAAAAUGUUUCCAUGCCUUAAGAAAUACGAAUAACAAACCCACAAAAAUCGAGCCAUUGAGCAGUCUUGUGAACCUGGAAUUCUAGGUUGUAACACGCUUUCACCACUUUCCCUACUUGUUCCAUCAAGUUCUUCUAUGUCAGCAUUGUUCAUCAAAGUAUCAGAAUCUUCAUUUGUAUCACAGCUUGUAUUUGCUUCAUCAUCCCCUUCUUCUUCUACUUCUUCCAUAUGGCCAAGUAUGGGUGGACCAUUAUGACGAAACUCGAUGACAUUUCGAAGAAGGCUGCGUAUUAUGCGAGCAGCUUGUUGUUCCAAUGAUAUCACGUUUGCUUUAGGAGCUAUAGUUAUGAAACGAUGUGUAUAUUUAUUAAACGUUUAUUUAAAUUUACGAAACAAGUAAACCAGUAACAUGCGACAACAAAUUUCUUUAAAUAUAUUGAACGUGCAUAACUAGUCAACGAGAUAACCGUGAAAUCUAUUUUUAAAAAAUUAUAUGAAUUUAACACGCCAAUUGAUGAUGAGCUAUAUGCUAAAUAAAAAUACUUAUGACUUCAAGACAGUAUCUGUUAAAAAUUACAAAUAUUUGGAAAAGACCUAUUACGAACAACGUAUACACAAGCUCCUCCGUGUUUCAGAACCUAGAAAACAAGCAACUGAAAUCAGAACCUAGUACUUCCACACUAAUCACUUACUUUACUUACACCGUUUAGCCCUCGUGAAGGAGAAUAAGCCACAACUUCCAGAGCUUCUCGAUCAAGUGUGAUUGGAUUGGUGUUCUCUGUGUUGUAUUUGGAGAUCUUGGUUUAUCCCUUAUGCAUGUUGAGGCUUACUGCUGCAGAGGCUGCUGCUACACCAGUUGUCUUCACCUGCAUCUGUUGGUGCAUAUGGGAUAGAAGAGCUAGGUCAUCUGAAAAAUCCAAAUCUAGCUGCAUACAAACUGUCCAUUGUAUUCCGUGCUCCCCUUGAGAUGUGGAAGUUUUCAUAGUCCAAUCGAUCACCAUAAGAAAAAAAGGGCGAGAUUAAUCGACCUUGUCUGACACUGGUCUUUACUUGGAAUGCAUUCAUUAGCUUGCCUCCAUGCAUGGUUUUGCAGUGUCGUCCGUAGUACGAAUUCCGGAUGAUGUUGACGAUCUGUUCAGGCGUACCAUACUGUUGAAGGAUGUUAAAUAACGUUCCCGUAUCCACACUGAAACGCCUCAUAGUCAAGGAAGUUGGUGUAUAAUGACGAAUUUCACUCAAUUGAUCGUUCAACAAUGAUCCGUAGUGUUACGAUUUGGUCUGCGUACGAAGGACCCUUAAGGAUCCCGGACUGUUGAUCUUGAAGCUGGGCAUCUACUGAACCUCUCGUCCAGUUUCGCAACACUGUUGUAAACGUUUCCUGGUACUGAGAGUAGUGUGAUUCCUCUUUAGUCCUCAAAUUUGCUUAGAUCUCCUUUUGUUAUCUUGACGAGAUAUCCUUCUUUCUAGUCUGUCGGUGCGAAUUGUUCGUCGUGUCAAAUCUUCCUAAAUCGGACGUGGAGUAUGAUUGCAUUCACUUCUGUGUGUGACUUCAGUGCUUCAGGUGGUAUGUUGUGGUUUGUUUGUUAAUCUUCAUCGACUGAGAUGGUUGGGUCACGUGUUACGUAUGCCCGAACACCAAUUAGCACGACGUGCAAUGCUAACCGGUGUUGGAGAUGGUUGGAAGAAGGUUGGGGGCGGCCAAACCAAAACGUGGCACCAGUGCUUGAAGUCACUGACUCCUAGUUUGAGCCAUGUUGGUAGAUGCAGACUACUUGGUUGGGGUCCGCGUGACUAUCGUAACCAAUGGUUGGAGACUCUUGGUGACAUGGCUCAGAAUCGGUCACAAUGGCGUCGGUGUAUACUCUCUGUCUUCUCUUAAACUAAGAGAUUAAAAUCGCUUCAUAUCUUUCUUUCUACGAACUAAUUCUUUCUUUCUGUACUAUAUCCUUAUUACCUGCUUCGGUUUGGGCACCCGGGCAGUAUCACAGCCCUCACACAUAUCAAAUAAGAUUUGUGUGGCGCAUAUGUAUUUGGUGCCUUCUUGUACCAAUAUCUAUGUGUUAAAAUAAAUAAAUAAUAUCCUUAUUGCAAUCUUUCUUUUAUAUAUUACCACCUCUGAAUUAACCGCUUAUAUGAAUCCGGUGUCCAUCUUGUAGUUAAUGAGGUAUGGCAACUUGGACCGAUACAUAUAUGUGCCUGGUCCUACGUUGUGGCUGACUGACUGGUAUGUUGUCAGGUGCCACUGCUUUCCCAUUGUUGAUUUGUCUGAUGGCCAUUCUGACUUCCUCGAUCGUUGGUAGAGUGACAUCUAUAGGAAGGUCUGUGUGUGUUGCUUCGAUAUUGGGUGGAUUUAAUGAAGCUGGUCUAUUCAAGAGUUCCUCAAAGUUGUCUACCCAUCUGUUCCUCUGUUCUUGAAUCUCCGUGAUUGUCUUGCCUUGUUUAUCCUCGACCGGUAUUUCUGGUUUACUGUAUUUCCCUGCUAGUCUCUUUGUUGUGUCACAUAGUUGUUUCAUAUUUCCUUCUCUUGCAGCUUUUUCCACUGUCGUUGCUAGGUCUUCUACGUAUUUCUGCUUGUCAGCUCAAAUGCUCCUCUUCACUUGCUUGUUUGUUUUUGUGCAUUUGGCGUGUGCCCUGACUUUAUCUAUUCUUGUUCGACUGUUGUUAAUCGCUAUCUUCUUGUUCUUUCUUUAUUGAAUCUUAUACAGGGUUUCGAUAGAGAUCUGUUCCUUAUGAUGAUGCUUGUUGCCACCCAGCACUUCCUGACACGUUGAAGAUAGUGCUUCUUUGAUCCCUUUCCGAACGUCUUGUAUAAUAGUUUAUUCUUCUGUGAGUAGAUCUCGUUAGACUUGGAACCUGUUGUUGAGAGUUAUCUUGAAUUGGUUGAGUUUGUUAAUAUCAUGAAGUAAGGCUGUAUUAGACCUGCACACUACGGUUACUAUAAUCGAUUGGAACUCGAAUAGUUAAGCUUAUUUUCCUGAGAUAUAUUUGAAUAUUUUAAGGUCGCUGACUGAAGGCCGCCAGUGAUUCUUCAAGUCUCAUUAGCUGCAUAUUCAUUGUUUUCAAUGAGAACGAUUUCUCGAUUCGACAAACACGUGAAAAUACGAAUUCCAAUAUUUCGUAGCGUCAUCAUAGCCGUUUGACCUAUGUUUAGAAAGGGUUUACCAAAUGAGUGGUUCAUUUAGUUUGACCAGUUGUAAACAAAUAUCUAUAUUUUACCUAAAAUAGUGUGAAUUUCUAAUAGGAAACUAUGCAGAAGUUAUUCGAUAUCUUUGUAAAAGCCUAAUCAUGAUAACGUGUAAUUAGAAGUUGUGCGAUAGGUUUGCUUUACAUGAAACAACUACUGAAUCACAAUGUAGGUCUAUAGCUACUACACUACUCUAGAAGAAGAAAUGCUAUGGUUAUUAAUAAGUGAAGCGGUGGUUUCACGGUUGGAACUAUGAGAUAUGGAUUCAAACCUUUUACCAGCUACAACGAUUUAGUCACACAGGAUAAUCGUUCUACAUGCAACAGAAUAUGUGACUGUUUCAAAAAUAUAUUAUUCAAGAACCUUGGCUUUUAUACGGAACAACAAAAUCCAUAGUCUUAAAUGUCAACAUGUCUGAACACCAGAGCUAAUUAUUUGUGGUUUACAGCUUUUAGUGUUUUUACAUAGGUAACCCCAUAGAUUUUCACAGACAGACAACAAAAAAAAACUAUACAACUUGUGGUCUUUUAAGUUUAGUGUCACAAAUAAAUUCAAGUGAGAACAUCUUUGAGAACCUAGAUGUGCUAAACAGCUAUUUUAUCCUCAACUUUUCCCGUUCAGCUGUCCAACACUUCCAGGUUUUCAAUGGUUGUCGAACUUAGAUCGGUUCAUGAGUUCAAUUUAUUUACCUUGAAUACUGUUAUACCAGUUUUCGAACCAGUGUGAGCUUAGUAACCGCAAUCCUUUAAGAUGACUCGACACAAAGACGAAAAGCAAAAUCUGAUUGAUAUAUGAAGCUCAACCGUUUAUAGAUUUGAACUACAGCUACUAAUACGAUUAUUCGAACAAUGUUCUAUAAAUUUUAGCUUCGGUAAUCAAGAAAACAUGACUCGCCGCGUAAUAAAUAAUCCGUAACCAAAUACAAAAAACGUGUAGUUUGUUGCUCAGUUACAUUAGUUAGUUUAAUUAUUCGCGUUAUUGACAAAAAUCUGUUGAUCAACAAUUGUGCAUCAUACCUACAUAAAAUCUGACUAAUUUCUGUAUCGUUAGAAUAUGACUCCAAAACAACAAGAAACGUAUCUAAAAAGGCUGAAUUUCACAGACUAUCUGAAAAUACUUACGCGAUUCGACUUGUUUCUCUGAACCUAUUCUCGAUGGAAGAAGAGUUGCAAAGCUAACUGACAUCAAUUCUGAUGCAGUUAUUUUAUUUUCCUCUAUCCGUUUGAUCUUCAUAAACUGAAAUGUUUUUUACAAAAAUAUGAAGAUAAAGGCUAAACAGAUGACAUAAAAAGUUUUUUUCCGUUUGAGCAAUUUCGGUUUUGAACUUUUUACCUUUAUUUUUGUUAUACUGUUUUCUUAGCGAUUAUAAAAAUAUGCGGUACUAAUUUUACUAAUAAUAAUGGCAUCAACCUAUACAGUAAUCAAUCCUUGGAACCUGUUACCCGAAGCAGUAGCGUCCGCACCCUAAAUUGACUCAUUCAAGAGAAGACUAGACACAGGAGCAUACUGGAAGGGGAAUAAUAUAGACUGUAGGUCUUCUGUCCUUACUACACAAAUCUGAAUGUGAUAUCAUACUGGACACAUUAGAUAUGAUUGAAUGAAUUUCAUGGUGGUUUUCAGACACCAAAAGACUAUGUGAAUAAGCGAAUACCUUAAAAUUAUGACUCAUGCAUUCGACCACGUGCGGCUAAAAUACAGAAUGCCCGCCGUUAAUUUGGUCGUUCAAGGUCGCAGAGACGAGCUAUGUCUAGCUUGGAAAUGACGCACUUUACCACUGUGUGCUUUACUUCAUUUGUUCGUCUAUGUGCCAUAGUCUAUGCUUAGAAUUCUUUUUCAAGGUACAAUACUUCAUGUUAUUCAGAUUACCAAAAUAUCUAUAUAUACGGUGGAGUGUAUCAAAGUGAUAACUGAAUAAACCUAAUGAGAUGGAGUAUUUAUUCCCUGUAUCGAUGCAGUGUUCAUAUUCGGACGCACCUAGCUCCAUAAUUUUUCAUGAGACCCAAAAGUAUCCUGAAAGGUAAUUUAAAUUCUUAUAAAUACAAUAUACUUGCCGAACUUUACAUUUUCUUAACAACGAUGAGGGUUAUUUCGGACAGCAUUUUUGUGCGUGAAUCACAAAACGUGCAGUUUAUUAUUAAUGAAAGUAUGUGAAUAUUUCUACUCAAACGUAAUCCUUUAAAAUUUAUCAUUAAUCUUCACUUCGGUGGUAACGACCAAUCGGCGGAUAUUUAGGCAAGAAGUGGGCAAUUUAUAGACAAAGCAACAAAAAGGGGAAAAACCGCUUUAUUUCCCCGGACAGGCGAAAAAGGCGACAUUUUGGCGCGUUUUCCCCUUUAUUUCUUCUUUGUUCGCCUUUAUUUCCCUUUAUUGGUUGCUUGGGUAAUAUCUCAUGUGAAUAGUUUGGCCAACUAAGUGUAUCAUCACUCAUCACAACGCUCUUGCUCAACAUUGCAAAUGAGGCUGUAACGCGGCAGUUACGCACAGUUUUUAUCCGAAAAGAGGCUAUUUUAAAAUAUGAUUUCGUUCACGUUCAUGGUUGCAGUAAACUCGUUACAUCUAAUUGGGAUAAUGUCCAUUUCGUAUACCUACCUUCUGAAGAUGCAUUAAUACAUUGGUUUUCACAUGUUCAUAUGGGAAGAGGAUUUGCUGACGUUAUUAUUGUUGAAGGACUGGAUCAGUUCGUGGAAAAUUCGAAAAUCUGUUUUUAUAAGAUCACCAGUUAAAAUCAAAUGAAGAACCACUGGAAAUCAAAAGAAACUCAAAUAUUUCGUCACAGUGAUCCUCUAUUGGUAGGAACCUAUCAUGUUAUAUGAGGUUAAACCCUUCAUACCGCAAUCAUAAUUGCUUGAAAUUGGUGAGUGACGAUAAUCGAAUAGCAUUCCGAGAGUUUUUGUGGCCUAUUCUGGAGUUGGAUACCAUUCAAGCUGGUUGUCUUGUCUGCGUGGUAAGAUUAUUAUUUGUUACGUUCCACACAGCGACUAAUUCAACCUAAUACUUGUCGUGAUGUUAUCAUAACAGAUAUCAACCUACAUAAUGGCUUAUAAAAUAUUCUUAUUGCCACUUAUCUGCGAUAAAUACGGUCUUUAAAUUUGUCAGUUUCCAACAAGUCUAAUAACAUAAUCUGCUAAUUGAUUAAAGUUAAGGAUUGUGAUCAUCCUUAAUCCAUGUGUAUUUCUUAACGUCGAUCAUUCAUUAGUUUUAGAUUGCUUACUGCUAGAGACUGAACAUGUCCGACACUCUUUGUUUUCAAUGGUUCUGUUCUCAUUUUUAGUUCAGCGUAGAAUUAAUUAAUCCUUCACGGGUUACUUGAUUGACUAAAAAUUAAUACUUUUAACAGUACUUCUUUAUUCUGUGAACACGAUGAUAAUUGCUUAACUUACCAUUAAGGCAUAAUAAUAUUUGUUUAAAUCUACUCUCUUUUAGGAUAAUGACGCAUCAUAUAUCAUUAGAUUAACUAAUCUACUAGAAGAUACUCGACAAUUUAUCCAUAGUUUUACGAAAGAGACUGAGCACGGUCAUAACUGUAAACUAAUAGUGUCUUCCAGUCUAAAGAGUUCUCAUACAUCCAAAAAACCUGAUCUUGCACAAUAUCGCGAUACGCUUCCAGCACAUGCUAUGAUUAGAACGUUUUUUUUGCAGGGAGGAAGUAAGCAUCUAUAUCUUAUUAUUUUUCCUAAUAAUUUUCGUGGAAUCAAGUUGUAGUCAAUUAAAUUUAAUGUAGAAAACUUAUAUCUAAGUCUGGUGAUUGUUAGUUGUUUGGCUCGGUUUUUUUUCAGCAAAUGAUCUUGACUUAAGUUACCGAAUUAUUGAGUAUAUUCAUUUUGAAAAAACAAACAAAAUAUUUUCAUUCGGUAACGAAGCAAACCGAAUAGUCUAGUGAUUCCUUGAAGUCCACUUGUAGGUUAAACAAGAGGUCAUCUCUUGAUGAGUUAGCUUGGAAUAUAUGGUAAAUUGAUCUACGCUUAUUUUUUGGCUUUAUACAUAUUUUGUUGGCUUUUAUAAUUGUUCACUAGUUGUGUCCAAUCUGACCAAUAACAGUUGAAUUACGUUGAUAGAGUCGUAAACCACAAGAAAGUAACUAGUAUACAGUUUUCCAUUCACAGGUUAAUUGUUUAUAGGUACGUAUUUGUAUUUAUCGCACCCCAUUUUACUGGCAAUUAAGUAAAUUUUAGAAUGUUUAGCUGAAAAAAUCAGUACUCAAAAAACUUAUUUCGUUGUAUUCCUUUAGAUGGGAGUGAUUUAUUUGACUUGUACUCAGUUGAGGAUAAUUGGAAGUUGAAUUUAAGAAGACAAUAUGAUGAAGUUUUCUGGACAACAAACCAAUAAAUUUUCAAUGGAUAGACAGAAACUUCCUUGGUUGUUUGGACAAUUGGAAAGUAAAUACACUACCUCUCACAAAACCAGUGAUGUACGAAGCUGAGUAUAUGAAUCUUAUCCAUAACAUUAAUUGGGAACUAAGCAGGUACUCUUUUUCAGGCGAUUCUGACUGAUAGUUUGUUGGUGCUCGUUAUCUAUAAAAGAUUUUUUAAGAAAUUGCUCGUCAAACAUAUUACCUACCACAGAUUUGAAGUCUACAUUACUGUAGUACAUCUGUUUGCUUUUCUGAAGCUAUGAAAUAUAGCACUUAUUGGUAAACGUGCAAGAAACUGAUGUUAAGAGUUUGAUAAUAUUAACGGUUACAUUCGGCGAUCGUAACCACACAGAUAGUUUAGGUCCAGGAUCGCUAGUAAAUUAAUGAUUCUAAACGUCGAACACUUUGCUUGAACAAAAUAAGAAAACAUAACAUGCGUAUGUAAAUGUAUAACGUGUCGUGGAACUUGUGGUCUGAUUGUGUUUCUUUCGAUAUUCUUUCAAUAUAAAGGUUGGUUUAAAAAUUCACUGAUGUCAGCUAGAUUACUAUUGAAAGUCCAGUACUGAAAAGCUGUUCCAUCGUAGAAUCUAUUACAUCAGCAAUGCUUAUUCAGGGUUAAAUCCAGGAUUUCCAGUUCUCACAGUUUGUAAGAUAUUACUCAGUCGCUUAAUACAGGGGUCAGCUUUUGCAACCUCAGCAUCUAGCAACGGAACACAGUCAUCACCGAAUAUCAUCGAUGUGCACACAACUUCCUUUAAAUUUAUUAGACUUUAGGGAGGGAGAUUACCGUCCUAAGCUUUGUCAAACUCGUUUCAAAACAAG
Messenger RNA from Schistosoma haematobium, 16972 nucleotides. It is a transcript of the gene DDX52, whose product is annotated as DEAD (Asp-Glu-Ala-Asp) box polypeptide 52. Gene Ontology annotation, biological process: maturation of SSU-rRNA. NCBI's taxonomy places the organism in Eukaryota, Metazoa, Platyhelminthes, Trematoda, Strigeidida, Schistosomatidae. The transcript has 15 exons. Gene Ontology annotation, cellular component: 90S preribosome. The record is from RefSeq and is a predicted model, not a curated record. Gene Ontology annotation, molecular function: RNA helicase activity; nucleic acid binding; ATP binding. Bases 130 to 1953 code for a protein of 607 amino acids.